AUGGCAAUGCCAGGCCAUCACAGGACAAUGUGGCUUCUUCCUGUUGUCCUCCUUUUCCUUCGGAUGGUGCAGACAGUCAUACCAAGUGCAUGCUAGGUCAACAAUGGGGACUGCGAGCAGUUCUGCAAAAGUGAAGGUGAAGGAGUUGCAUGUUCCUGUGCUGCUGGCUAUGCCCUGGGCAAUGAGAACAAAACCUGCAUUCCUGUAGUCAAGUAUCCGUGUGGUAAGCUUCAGAGAAACCAUGAAGCCAGUGGAGAGAAAGUCACAGGAACCACAGCAAGUCCAGGUGCUCAUCCUGGCAAUGAGGAAACCACCGAGGCCCCAAGCAGCCAUCCAGAGGUCACCAGGGAGGCUGGCAGUUUACCCAGUGCAUCCCCAGGUGGAUGGUUUUGUGGGGGAACAGUUCUGAAUGAGUAUUUUAUACUUUCUGGAGCUCAGUGCGUUAACCAGUCUAAAGACUUAUGUGUCGUUGUUGGUAAGUAUAGUAGUCUGUCAGAGGUUGUGUCUACAGAGAUCAUAGAAUCAUCAGAUGAGAAGGCCAGGGGGUGGAGGAACACCCACACCUCGGUGGAGCUGGCAAACCUGCUCCACCUUCAGCCAGUGCACCACGAGAUGGGGAACUGCUGCACCACUGACCAGGGUUUUUUUAAGGGUGGUUUUUUUUAUUUUUUUCAUGUGUUGACAUUGAGGCCAGGCUUUGCCCUUAGAGGUUUUGUUUUUUGCCUGAGCAGCUGGACUUUAAACUUCCACACCUCUCAUGUAGCCAUUUCCCUCACCAGCAGCAGGAAUGCAGGCAGGCGGCCGUUAGGCUCAGAGGGUAACAUGGCAAGGUGCUCUUGGACAAUAUUGUUUCUUCUCCCUGCCCUUUUCCUUCAGGCAGAGCAGACAGUGUUUAUAUCAGCUAACGACGCAAACAACAUUAUCAAGAGACAGAGGCGUGCCAGUUCCCUACUUUUGGAGGAGGUCCUCCAAGGCAGCUUGGAAAGGGAAUGCCUUGAAGAGAGAUGUACGCAUGAAGAAGCGAGAGAAGUAUUUGAAAAUGAUGAAAUGCUCAAAAUGUUUUGGGAUGCCUACUACGGUGGCAGGAGGUGCUCAUCCAGCCCCUGCCAGCACAACAGUGUGUGUGAGGACAGCAUUCGUGGCUACACCUGCACCUGUGCCGAGGGCUAUGAGGGAGAGAACUGUGCUUUCGCUAAAAACGAAUGUCAUCACCACCCAAAGGAAGGAUGUCACCACUUCUGCUACCCGGGAAGCAAUUCCUACCGUUGUUCCUGUGCUGAUGGCUAUGAGCUUGGGAAGGAUAAAAAACAGUGCAUCGCAUUAGAUCAAUGUGCAUGUGGCAGACUUCAAGACAGUGAUAAUCUGAUAAGUAAAACCAGGAAGAAACAUGAUGAGCGAUUUCCUUGGCAGGUCCUCCUGCUAAAUUCUGAAGGGAAGGGCUUCUGUGGAGGAGUGCUGCUAAAAAGUAACUUUGUAUUGACUACGGCAGAGUGUGCCCUUCUGCACAGCCAUUUUGAAAUCAGGGUUGGUGCUGGGUCUAAAGGAACAAGUGGAAGUGAGAAGAUAAUGCAAGUUAGCGAGAAACACAUACACAUCCGGUAUGAUGAAGACACUGGUGAGAACAACAUUGCGUUACUACAACUCCAAGAACAUGUGGAGUGCAACAACCACCAGCUUCCCGUAUGCGCUCCUGAAAGAGACUUUGCAGAACAUGUUUUAAUUCCAGAGCUGGCUGGUACAGUCAGUGGCUGGAGAAUGGAAGGUGAUGAACUCCAAGGUGAUGAGUUGCAGGUUUCAUACCUUCCUGCAGAGGACUGCAAACAAAUCCUCAACAUAAGCCUCACAAACAGGCAAUUUUGUGGACACCUUCAGGAGGCCACAGACAAGCAACUGGCCGGAGGAAGCUUUUUAGCUACUGAGUAUAAGGGCACUUGGUUUCUGACUGGGAUAUUGGGGUCCUGGCCACUAGAAGACAUGGACCAGGAAACAUUUCUCUUCACCAGCACCGCGAGGUAUAUGAUAUGGUUUAAACAAAAAAUGAAGUAAAACACAAACACAACCAACCCUCCAGCACCAAUCUCUACCAAUCACUGCAAGGGAACAUUUGGAUGCAGUCAGUACACCCAUCUGAGACUCUGUGAUGAUUUGCAGCAAUGGAAGUAGCAAUGAUGAUAUGUAUCUAACUCCCAUUUGUACAGAAAAGCCCAUCUGUCUUUCCUUCUGCUGACACAUGAUACUGUGAAACAUCAUCAUGUGGUAAACCUAGUUAUUUUACUAAAAACUGGCUGAACUUUAA
Falco peregrinus (peregrine falcon) is the source of this 2296-nucleotide messenger RNA. It is a transcript of the gene PROZ, whose product is annotated as protein Z, vitamin K dependent plasma glycoprotein. The record is from RefSeq and is a predicted model, not a curated record. The transcript is spliced from 13 exons. Gene Ontology annotation, cellular component: extracellular region. Lineage: Eukaryota; Metazoa; Chordata; Aves; Falconiformes; Falconidae. Gene Ontology annotation, molecular function: calcium ion binding; serine-type endopeptidase activity. Gene Ontology annotation, biological process: proteolysis.